AUGCCCGUUCCAGUAAAGUUCGAGUGGUCAGAGACCUCUGAUACGGUGGCUUUUGCUCUCUGCGUUCCUGCGCUCUCGAGCCAUCAAAAGCCUGAGAUCCGUACAAUCAUUUCACCGCUCUACAUACGGAUUAGUGUGCCGCCGUACUUUUUCGAAGUUGAUUUGUUUGACGAAAUCGAAGACGACACUGUAGAAUCUUCGUUGUCUGGUGCCCAGCUCGUUCUACAGCUCAGGAAGAAGACAAGUCGAUUCUGGAAAGCAUUUUGUGCCAACGAUAAUCCCGAAGUUAGCAAAGAGAGUUUGCACGAAAGAAGAGCAGCCUCAAUCAAGGCGUACGAAAGGAAACUGCAAGAACGACGACAAAAGCUGAAAGAGCGAAGGCACGACAAACGGGAAACUGCGCGGGAAGAGCAAUGGCGUUGCGACAGUGGAGCCCGUCAAUGGCUUGAAACAGAAGCAGAACGUGGGAAAACACGGGCACUCCAGGAACUAUACAGUGUAACAGAUAAUCCCAAAGAGGCGCCCCGCCUUUGCACGGAACCAAGCACCUGCACUCACCCUCCCUCCACUGCAAUUUCGUUUCUCAAUGCACGAAGCGUCAAGGAAGCGGGGAUCCCUGCCCGAACACUUGAAGUCGAAGAUGUCGCUCAUCACAUUCACGAACCUCGGAGGGGAGUUGAGGCUGUCCAGGACAGGGAGCGUUACUCUUCUGGCUUCAAAGAGGACGAGUUCUCGGACGCUGAAGGUCGUACAGAAACGGCACUCGACGACCGUGACAUACCAAGCACCCACAGUGGUGGAGAUUGUACCACGUCGGACGAACCUUGCCUAGAUGAUUCUGUACGAGAGAAAAAAAGAAUUACUUUGAGUUUCACGGCGCGAAGGAGACAUCGUCUUCCUGCAAGGGGUGACAAAUUGCCACCCGUCCCGAAAGAUUUGAAGCACUGCUCUACGAUGAAUGCUCAAAUGGAUAGUCGCUCCCUCCGCGAGGGAAAUUCCGAGUGGCUGAAACGGAAGGGGGACAAACUGCUGAAAAACGGAGAUCUCCAAAAAAAAAGGGGCACACUCUCUGUGUCAAGCAGCAAUUUAUUGUGGAGUGCGCUGUAUCUCUGCAACAUAAGCCUGAAGAUUCAUAUUAUGUUUGCCGUGCUCCGGGGCACAGCCCUCUCUGAGCUACCGGCGGAAUCAAUGCUCGAGGAAGCUCUGAAAGACAUGUCGGGGCUUCAGUGGGACCAAGUAAAGAGCCUUCAGACCGAUCUCAAUCAUUUCAAACAGUAA
Molecule: messenger RNA, 1278 nt
Organism: Neospora caninum
Lineage: Eukaryota; Apicomplexa; Conoidasida; Eucoccidiorida; Sarcocystidae
Product: ekn1, related
Exons: 3
Coding region: 1-1278 (425 amino acids)
Biological process (GO): cilium movement; outer dynein arm assembly; inner dynein arm assembly
Source: RefSeq, a predicted model, not a curated record